Molecule: messenger RNA, 1839 nt
Organism: Rhinichthys klamathensis goyatoka
Lineage: Eukaryota; Metazoa; Chordata; Actinopteri; Cypriniformes; Leuciscidae
Product: E3 ubiquitin-protein ligase TRIM39-like
Exons: 6
Coding region: 61-1773 (570 amino acids)
Molecular function (GO): protein binding; zinc ion binding
Source: RefSeq, a predicted model, not a curated record
UUUAAGAUCACAAUGCAAUGUUUAAUCUGUUAAUGCUUUUCUUACUUGUUAUAUAAUGUAAUGAUCCUUGAUCAGUCCAAUAAAGAGCCUAAUGUUGUCACCGUUUCUCCAGUAACAGUCAUGACUUCCUUCAGCUCAUCACUCUCUGGUGAGCUGCUCCAGUGCAAUAUAUGUCUGGAGGUGCUCACCGACCCAGUCACCACUUCAUGUGGACACAACUUCUGUAGCAUCUGUAUCGAGGCAUGCUGGGAGAGUGGGCAGCUCUUUAUGUGCCCUCUCUGUAAGGAAGACUUUGAAAGUAAACCAGAAUUGAAGAUAAAUGCAGCAUUUAAAAAGGUUGUUGACCGUUUCAAAGUGCAUCAACAGCCAAAGAAACUUCAACACCAAACAAAACAUUUUCAACAAAUUUUAUGUGAUGUCUGCCCUGAAAACACGCAAAGGGCAGUAAAGUCUUGUUUGCAUUGUGUAACAUCUUUCUGCGAGACUCACCUUGACCAUCACAAAACAGCACCAAGGCUCACAAGGCACAAACUGAUUAACCCCGUGGAGAACCUGGAAGAUUAUAUCUGCAGAAAACAUGAUAAACCACUGGAGAUGUUCUGCAGAGAUGAUCAGACAUGUCUGUGUCUUUUUUGCACUGAAACAGUACAUAAGACUCAUAACGCUGUUCCUAUAGAGGAAGAAAGUGGAUACAGGAAGAUUCAACUGGAAAAGACACAGGCAGAAAUCAAGGUGAUGAUCCAGGACAGACAUAAGAAGAUUAAGGAGAUAAAAAACGUAGAAAAGUCCAAUAAGAGCACCACAGAGAGAAAUAAAGCAAACAAAGUUGAGCUGUUCACUGCUCUGAUCCACUGCAUUGAGAGAUGUCAGUCUGAGGUGUUGGAAGGAAUGGAGCAGAAGCAGAAAGCAGAAGAGAAGCGGGCUGAAGAGUUUAUUAAAGAGCUGGAGCAGGAGAUCACUGAGCUGAAGAGAAGAGACACUGAGCUGGAGCAGCUCUCACACACUGAAGAUCACCUGCACCUCCUACAGGUCAGUGUUUACUCGUCUAUGUGCAGCCCUCCACAAGUCAAGACCUGGACGAACAUCAACAUUAACACUGAUCUACUGAACACAGAAAAUCUGGAGAAAGCUCUUACUUGCCUCAAGGAAAAAGUCAACAAGGAACUGGAAAAAGUCCAUGAGAUAAAUCUGAGCUCAAUACAGAAACUUUAUGCAGUGGAUGUGAUUUUGGAUCCUAACACAGCUCACCCCAAACUCAUCCUGUCUAAAGACGGAAAACAAGUGAGUCAUGGUGGAUCCUGGACAGAUGUUCCCAAUAACCCUGAGAGAUUUGACUCAUCUGCCUGUGUCCUGGGAAAGGAUGGGUUUUCCUGUGGGAGAUUUUACUUUGAGGUCCAAGUCAGUGAUAAGACUGAAUGGGAUUUAGGUAUGGCUCGAGAGUCUGUUAGGAGAAAGGGGAAAAUAAGAGUGUGCCCAGAGAAUGGACUUUGGUGUAUAUGGCUAAGGAAUGGGGGUGAAUAUAUGGCUAAUGAAUCCUGUCCUGUUUCCCUAUCCAUGAAAGACAAGCCCCAGAAAGUGGGGCUGUUUGUGGAUUAUGAGGAGGGUCUGGUCUCCUUCUACAAUGUGGAGACCAAGGCUCUUAUCUACUCCUUCACUGGUCAGUCUUUUACUGAGAAAAUCUAUCCAUUUUUAAGCCCUUGCAACAAAAGAGGUGAUGUGAACUCGAAGCCUCUGAUUAUCCCGAAGUCUAAUUAUGCAUAUAUGUUCCUAUAGAAAAUAAUACAACAACAUAAAGGCCAUUGUUUAGUGGACACACAAUUUUUAAUUCAAAAUUGAGGA